AUGAAGCUUUCUGCUGUGGUCUCGGCAACAUUCUUCACUGCCACUAUGCUGGCACAGGAUAUUGAGCCCAUUCUCAAUCUUCCAGCAUGCCCUAGAAGCUGCAUUUGGUCUGCCUUAAGCAGAGCAGGAGAGUUUGGCUGUGGCCCUACUGAUGCCAAGUGCCUCUGUCGCAGCACUGCGUACCAAAACGAAAUCGAAAGCUGCGCUACCUCCAAAUGCAGUGCUGGCGAAACCGAUCUUAUGCGCAAAGUGGGUAGAAAGUACUGUGAGCAGGCUGGUGCCCCGUUGCCCCCUGCGCCCGGGAUCUCACUCCUGUCGUCUACUGGCCAUCAGUUCCCUCGUUCCAUUUCCACCAGUGACAUCGAUAAUCCUUGUCCAAGUGGCACUGAUCCCAAUUAUCCAAAGUGUCCGUUUCCCACCGACAGCUCGUUUACUGUUAUCGGUCCAACUGUUACCUUUGCUCCCCGCCAAAACUAUUCCGCUCCAAACAGAGCCACUACCGAAUCGUCGCAACCACCAACAGGCAAAGAAAUUCCCGUUGGUUGUAUUCCACCCACAAUUGGCAUCGAACCGCCAAAAAACACAUCCUCUGCCGGAACUGGAUCUGCUGCACCAAUUGCAACACCUACAUCAAUCAUUCCCAUCAACACCCCUACUUCAAGCAUUGUUCUGCCUACCGUGAUUAAAGGUUCAAUUCCCAGCGGACCAAACUCAGCUCCACCUACUACUUCCAAUGUUGAAUCUGGCGAGCCCACCUUUACUCUUCCCGUCGAGACGUCCCCGGUCUUAGCUUCUUCGAACGCUGAACCAGAAAAACCUACUUCUACAAUUAAAGUAUACCAACCACCAGCCUCUGGCGUGACCGGGACAGACCAAAAUGAGCCUACUUACCCCACCGGCGGACAAACCAUUGCACCUCCCUUCGCUGGCAAUGCUAUCAAUACCCGUGCACACGUGUAUGCUGUUGUCGCUCCUCUCUUCGCCGCCUUGCUCUAG
This is a messenger RNA of Coccidioides posadasii C735 delta SOWgp, 996 nucleotides long. RefSeq lists its product as uncharacterized. NCBI's taxonomy places the organism in Eukaryota, Fungi, Ascomycota, Eurotiomycetes, Onygenales, Onygenaceae. The record is from RefSeq and is a predicted model, not a curated record.